This is a messenger RNA of Aedes albopictus (Asian tiger mosquito), 1771 nucleotides long. Its product is annotated as neuronal acetylcholine receptor subunit alpha-4-like. Gene Ontology annotation, biological process: chemical synaptic transmission; signal transduction; monoatomic ion transmembrane transport. The transcript has 6 exons. Lineage: Eukaryota; Metazoa; Arthropoda; Insecta; Diptera; Culicidae. Gene Ontology annotation, cellular component: neuron projection; synapse; plasma membrane. The record is from RefSeq and is a predicted model, not a curated record. Bases 141 to 1496 code for a protein of 451 amino acids. Gene Ontology annotation, molecular function: excitatory extracellular ligand-gated monoatomic ion channel activity; transmembrane signaling receptor activity; transmitter-gated monoatomic ion channel activity involved in regulation of postsynaptic membrane potential.
AUCAAUUUAAGGGGACGUCUUCCCAUCUGAUAACAACGGACGGUGGCGGAUCUAAAUCACUAUCAUCAGUACUUUUUGGUUUAGGCUACCGAACGGGAAGGGUCGCGGAUUUUCCUCCGUUUUGAACCUUGAAGUCGAAGAUGUCGAACCUAGUGAAUCGUAUGGUUUCGGUUGGUGUCAGUGUUCUACUGAUCGUUUGCUCGAGUGGUGUUUUCUGCGGUCCAGUUGCUCCCUUCGAUUGUGCAAGUGAAGUGAAUGGAAAUUCGACAAAAGAGGAAGCACUGAAAAAUGCACUACUAUGUGGAACCGGAUAUAACACACGGCAGAGACCAGUGAAGAAUCAGCAAGAUCGAGUGGCAAUGUACAUUGGAGCGGAUGUUAUGAAUGUAGAAUUGAUUCAUAAUUCCUUUGCCAAAUUAGAAAUUACGGUAGAAAUAUCUAUGCAAUGGUACGAUGCUUACCUACACUGGAAUAAAAAAGCUCAGAACAACAUUCAGACACUUUCCAUUUCCGAACGAGAUAUCUGGACACCGAAGCUAUCUGCCAAAUCUCUAUCGAAAUCACCCGUUCAAAAGAUCGAUCAUUGCUACCAAGUAAAAUGCCAUCUCAGUUCCGAUGGAGAAGUUAUGUACUCCAUGUUGUGUACGUUUACCGUUGACUGUCUGGACAAUUCACUUCAUUGGGCGUUCGAAACCAAAGAUUGUCCUUUGCGGAUGUUUACGCCGGAGUAUGACAUCAACCAGUUGUCCCUGUUCCAUUUCCAACGGCGGCUUUCGUACUCGGUUGCUGGAGUGCUGCCAUACAAGAUCACCUCCUUCCAGAUGGCCAUCGUGAACAACUCCGUAAGCCCUGAGUUUAGGAUGGAUAUCGUUGUAGAACGCAUGGUAGGACCUCACUUGGUGGUCUUUCUUAUUUUGAUUUUGGUGCUGAUGUCUCUGAACCUCUUGAUCACGUGGUUUCGAAUUGAUACUACUGUUCGAGCUGUAAUGUCUAUGACAUCAUUGGCGUUGCAUGUGAUCUACACAGUGAUACUAUAUUGGUAUGCUUCUACAAAGAUGCAUCCAGCCUCGGGACUAGCAAAUAUGCUCUUAGGAUCUCUCAUAAUAGCAAUCCUUUUGAUUGGAGUACUGGUGUACUCUAUAAAUAUAACGAAGCAUAGUAGCAUGGGCGUUCCUCAUAUCCUCCAGAAAUGCUACCAAUCAGUUACGAAAAUAACAGUAUUCAAAGCAUUUCUCAAGCUUAGUUAUUUCAAUAUAGGAGGCCAGCUAAUAAAGUCAUCGAAGAAAAGCUCUUCGGAAGGACUUUCCAAUCAUGUUGAUCAAAUCGAAUCGACAUCGAGAGACACUACGAUAAUCGAGCAAGCUGAUUCCGACCAAGCGGAAGUGGAUCCAGCGAAACUGAAGUGGAGCGUGUUCAUACAGCCCUUUGACCGGAUAAUUUUCUGCGGAAUUGCCAUCGCCUACGUGCUGAUGCUUCUAGUGUUGUUUCUAGCGUGAGACCGACAAAACACGGAAAACCAUCGAACUAGGGUUCUCGCGAGUUCUCUCCAUUGCCAAGCUAGAUGCAGCUCAAUUAAACGAGAUAAUAAAACCAAUAAAGUAAGAAAUUCCCUAUUUUCUGAUGGACGAGACGAAUAGUAUAGAAAAGACACAAAUCUAUAUGUAAUGACACUAAUUGCAAUGAAGGCAAGUAUUGACCUAGAGCUGACGUGCUGCUUCCUGUUCAGUAAUUUAUGUGUUCGACGAUGACUUUAGGAUAGGAAAUAAAUAAA